Messenger RNA from Telopea speciosissima, 1159 nucleotides. Its product is annotated as caffeoylshikimate esterase-like. Lineage: Eukaryota; Viridiplantae; Streptophyta; Magnoliopsida; Proteales; Proteaceae. The transcript has a single exon. Gene Ontology annotation, cellular component: membrane. Bases 98 to 1090 code for a protein of 330 amino acids. The record is from RefSeq and is a predicted model, not a curated record. Gene Ontology annotation, molecular function: lipase activity.
CUUCCUCUCUCAGGAUCACUGUCACUCUGAACUUCUCCUAUUUCUCCGAAGAGAUCGGGAAUCAGGAGUCUUUGUUGUGACAUACAAAUCAGGGAUAAUGGCGAAAGAGAAGGUGGUUCUCCAUCACCCAAUAGGCGACGCAAACGAGAAGAGCCCCUUUGGAACCCUAUCGGCGGAGGAGUUCUACGAACGAAAUUCCGUCUCUCACUCCUCUCAGUACAUCACCAACGCUAGAGGCAUGAAGCUCUUCACCCAAUCCUGGAUCCCUCUCCCACCCAACGACAUCUUGGGUAUAGUCGCCGUCGUCCACGGUUAUACCGGCGAGACAAGUUGGUUCGUACAGCUCACCUCCAUCCUCCUCGCCAAAUCAGGUUUCGCCACCUGUGCCAUCGACCACCAGGGCCACGGUUUCUCCGAAGGUCUCCAGAACCACAUCCCCGACAUCAACCCCGUCGUCGACGACUGCAUCUCUUACUUUGACUCCUUUAGGGCUCAGUACUCACCCUCUCUUCCUUCUUUCCUCUACUCCGAAUCCCUAGGCGGGGCCAUCGCUCUCCUCAUUCACCUCCACGGCAAGCAACCAGACAGCAGCAGCAAACCCUGGGACGGCGUCGUGUUAAACGGCGCUAUGUGUGGAGUGAGUGACAAGGUCAAGCCUCCAUGGCCGGUGGAGUACUUACUGUCGUUGGUGGCCACUCUGGCUCCGACGUGGCAGAUAGUCCCGACCAAAGGGAGCAUCGUGGAGGUUUCGUUCAAGGAGGAAUGGAAGAGGAAGUUGGGGAUGGCCUGUCCGAGGCGGAGUACGGCAAGGCCGCGGGCGGCGACGGCACGGGAACUGCUGAGGAUAUCGACGGAGCUCCAAGGGAGGUUCGAGGAGGUGGAUCUGCCGAUGCUUAUCUUGCACGGUGAGGAAGACGUCCUGUGUGACCCGGCCUGUGCCGAGGAGCUGUUUCGACGCGCCGGCAGCAAAGACAAGACGAUUCGAAUGUACCCUGGCAUGUUGCACCAGAUCAUAGGUGAACCCCAGGAGAAUGUCGACUUGGUAUUCGGUGAGGUCGUCGAAUGGCUCCAAACCCGAGCCAGACGCUAGGCAGCACCACCAGCAGCAGGCGCCGCGUGAUGAAUAACGAUGACACCGUCGAGCCCCGCGAACCCGCCG